GCGCGAGUGGCUCCAUUCGCCGCGUCGUCGGAGAGGCCGAGUCCCGAGGAUUCUCAGUCCAGUGGCUGCCCUCGCGCGCGUUGCUUCGACUCGACGCUACGUGACAGUACCCCCGUUAAGGUCGCGCCGCGUCGGUUUCCCUGCUUCACCGAGGAACAGAUCGGAGCGCGAUCCGCGAGCCGGACACUCUCGGCUGGUCACAGGCGCCUAGCGAUCGCGUCGAUCGGUGCGGAGCUGACGGCGCUCGCCAUGCUGCUCGAUCGCUGCCGCCUCUGAGAUCGAUCGAGCCGUUCGCUUUGCACCGAAGGAUCGGAUCCCCGAGUCCCCGUUCAGCUUACGGCUCGCCAGGUGAACGCCUCGAGUCCAGCUCGGUUUAGCUUCGCACCGAUAGACGCCGACGAAAGGUCUCCGCGUCUCCGCUCCUCCAUCCCGAGUCCCGGAGUCCUGGAUCGCUGUCUCGCGCCGCUGGGAUUCUCACCGGGACAGGAAAACAUGAAUGCGCCCGUGUACGCGUCGUCCUGCCCGACGUUGCAGUCGAACCUGUCCCUGCACAGCUCCUCUUACUACAGCGAGUACAGCAGCGCGGCGAGGAGAAGACUGUCCUCCACCGGCGAGCCGGACACCUCGGCCACGUCGAGCUACGAGGGCAGCGACAGUUCCGAGAACAGCGACGAAUCGCGCCUGGAGCCUGUCAGCCAAGUGGAGCGCGAACAGCUCGAGACGUUCUUUCGGGGACUGAAGUCUCAGGUGUUCGUCUGCGAGUCGCUGGCGAACUUGUAUCUGGGGAAUGCGUCUCAAACCGAAAGAUGGGAGCUGCGAUUCACCGGAAUACCGGUGGUGGUUCUGGACCUUGGGGAGACACGGUCGAGAUCCAAGAGGCGGAUUCAGAUUCUGUUGGCCGAGCGCGGCACCUGCUUCACUCUGUGGCGAGAGACCAUCGACAACUUGACUUCGUACAAGGUGUCGGGGCCGGCAUUCCACACGAUGUGCCUGUCUUCCGAUCACACGCGCCUCGCAGGCCUGAGCUUCGACAACCCGAAGGCGGCGAACGACCUGUGGCAGCACAUAGAGCGGCUGGUCUCCUGCCCGGAGAACAUCAGCCUCUCGGUGCCCGGCAAGAAGAAGAAGAAGCCGUUGCCUAAGAAGGUGGUGCUGCCCGCGAAGAGCAACAUCAGCCAGCCCUGCCAGUUCCAGCACGUGACGAGCGUCGACGUCGCCGACCGAUCGCGUUACUUCUCCCUGCAGACGCUGGUCCCGGCUCUGAACGAGCUGGACACCUCGCUGGAAGCGAACUUCUGAGGAAAGGGGAAGCCCGACGACGGGCGCGCGGACGCGUAGCGUCGCCCGGGCCCCGUCGUCGCGAUGCAACGUCGUUUUAGCUGAAUUUCAUCCAACGUCGGGACACCGGAUCGCGCUCUCUCUCGUCCCCGGCGUUGCGCCGGUCUGCGUCGCGACGGAUAAUUCACGUUAGACGCCUCCGGACGGUUCCGGCCAACGCAUUUUCAAUCUCUGUCCACCGGAAAGCAGCGAGUGUUCGCUAACGCACGAACGUGCCGGCAUAUCGGAGGAAGCGCGAAGAGUAUUAUUCAUCGUCGGUGAAUGUGCUUCCAGAGAGGAACAGUUCGGAGAUGUACAGAUGUACAGACGUUGGCGCUCUCGGCACAUUGAGCGCCGGUGACUUAAGAGACAUUUCAAGCCGGCAACGCGCCGGCCGCUUAGCCCAAACGGCUUCGUUCGCUUGUAGCUAAAAGAAUAUUCAAAAUAUUACACGUUUUCGUAAAAUUCAUUUUAACACUUUGCCACGUACGUUCAUCGAAACUCCCAUGUGCUCGAAACAGUUUUCUUCGUUAACCCUUUGUCUGCCACGUAAACACUCAUCGAAACUACCAUAUGCUCGGAACAGCUUUCUUCACUAACCAGACACUGAGAAAUUAAAAUUCUUCUUAAUAAUUGCUCCAUUAUCUUCCUUGUAUUUCGUGUAUGUGAAGCAGCUGAAUGCGCGAGGAACAAUGUACUAAUGACUUCGUUCAUUAGCUAUCAAGAAAGUUUCGAGCAGAUUUUACUUUUGGAUUACAAUCUCAAAGAUUACAAUCUCCUGAGCGGAAAGUAUAGCAAAAUCACCCGAAUUCCGGUGACGUGGCAGUCAAAGUGUUAUAUUAUUAUAUUCGUCGUAUCCAGAAAUGGAGAUCCAGAGGUCCGCAUUAUCGCGGGACCGGCGCUCAAUGUGUUAGAUUCGCGCGUGGACAUUGCAAUUGUCGUCGCUCCGAGAUUCACGCCGUUUCCACGGGGGUUUUUCGUUUUUCACGAAGUCAGGGACACCUCGACGUUGAUUCUCGAACGAAUUCACAGUCGGUGCCGAAGGAGAGUUUCCCUCCUCGAUGGUUCUGGCGUUGCGGGGGGAUAGUGCGCACGCUCGGAGGACAGAGUAUCUCGUCGAAUCGGUUUUGAAAGAUUAAAAUGAAAUAGGGAUUUCUGGUCCGUCUCUCGGAGAACGGCUUCGUCGUUCCAACGGAUAAGAGAAGUAUUCACGUAAAUGUUGUAAUAGUUGUAGAACGUUUUCUCUCGUUGCUCGGAUUUGAUCUUGUCGAUCGCCUCUUCGGGAAGAGGAUUCUCUGUAAUGUUCAUCGUGUUCGUGUACAAAUGAAAAUCAUUCCAUUGCCGAUCUUCCUAUUCAGUCGGUUCGACCUGUGUUUCGGUUUCGCUGGACACGUUGAGCGCCAUGUUUGUCACCGAUGAUUGAUGCUUCUCAGUUGAAGAUCGUGACGGGGUAGAUGACGAUGUUGAUGAGGAUGUUCACGUUGAAUGCCGAUUCCGUAGAGAAGUAUAUACGAAAUGGGAAAAUAUUGAAUCAUUUGAUUGAAUUGCGUUUAUUAUUGCAUCAAGCUGAAUGUCGCAUUAGAUAGUAGUAUUGAUAUAGAAGUAUUUUCAAAUAAUCAUCGUUUAAUCGAUGAAACUAUAAUAAUUCAAUUUGAUUGGCAUUCAACGUGGUUGUAACGUAACGAAGUUGAUAGGAGUGCAGAUAAUUAAUAAUUGUCCCUUUUCUUCGUUACGAAAGUAUGACUACCAAAAAGCGUCAAGAUUUUCGUGGCGCUUAACGUGUUGACCCUUUGCACUCGCUUCUCGCUAGAAAUAUUUAGCAGCUUCUGAAUUUCGAAUUUUAUUCGAACAUGAUAUUUGAAACUAACUCGAAAUCACGAGUACAUCGAGGCAAGCUGUUUCACUCGAAUAUUUCAUGUAUCGACAUUAUACAAGAUUCAACGUUAACCCUUUGCGGACGAAGAUCGCUGAAAC
This is a messenger RNA of Nomia melanderi (Alkali bee), 3291 nucleotides long. RefSeq names its product misexpression suppressor of ras 3 (gene MESR3). The record is from RefSeq and is a predicted model, not a curated record. NCBI's taxonomy places the organism in Eukaryota, Metazoa, Arthropoda, Insecta, Hymenoptera, Halictidae. Gene Ontology annotation, biological process: regulation of transcription by RNA polymerase II. Gene Ontology annotation, molecular function: DNA-binding transcription factor activity.